This is a messenger RNA of Trematomus bernacchii (emerald rockcod), 6163 nucleotides long. RefSeq names its product myosin, heavy chain 6, cardiac muscle, alpha (gene myh6). The transcript has 2 exons. The record is from RefSeq and is a predicted model, not a curated record. Gene Ontology annotation, molecular function: ATP binding; cytoskeletal motor activity; actin filament binding. NCBI's taxonomy places the organism in Eukaryota, Metazoa, Chordata, Actinopteri, Perciformes, Nototheniidae. The coding region runs from base 53 to 5848 and encodes 1931 amino acids. Gene Ontology annotation, cellular component: myosin complex.
AGCAAACACUCCUUCUUCUUCUUCUGUCCUCCGACUGCCGGGACCCUCCAGCAUGGGCGACCUUCUGAUGGCCGAGUUCGGGAAGGCGGCUCCUUUCCUGAGGAAGUCAGACAAGGAGCGCCUGGAAGCCCAGACCAGAGCUUUUGACAUCAAGACCGAAUGCUUUGUAGUGGACGAUAAGGUGGAAUAUAUGAAGGGACAAAUCCAAAGCAAAGAUGGAGACAUGGCGACCGUUAAGAAGGAGGACGGGACAACGGUUACCGUGAAGGAGUCGAACGUCCACCCUCAGAACCCGCCAAAAUUUGAUAAAAUUGAAGACAUGGUGAUGUUCACUUUUCUCCACGAGCCGGCCGUGCUGUUUAACCUCAAAGAGCGUUACGCCGCCUGGAUGAUCUACACCUACUCUGGGCUCUUCUGCGUCACCGUCAACCCCUACAAGUCUCUGCCCGUCUACGACUCCGAUGUGGUGUCGGCAUACAGAGGGAAGAAGAGAACCGAGGCUCCCCCUCACAUCUUCUCCAUCUCUGAUAACGCCUAUCAGUACAUGCUCACUGACCGAGAGAACCAGUCUGUCCUCAUCACCGGAGAAUCCGGAGCCGGAAAGACUGUGAACACCAAGAGAGUCAUCCAGUACUUUGCCAGCAUCGCUGCCGUCGGCAAAAGAGACCCCAGCAAGGGAACGCUGGAGGACCAGAUCAUCCAGGCCAACCCCGCACUGGAGGCUUUCGGCAACGCCAAGACGCUGAGAAACGACAACUCCUCUCGUUUUGGAAAAUUCAUCCGAAUUCACUUUGGGACGAGCGGCAAGUUGUCGUCUGCUGACGUCGAGACGUACCUGCUGGAGAAGUCCCGCUGCACCUUUCAGCUCAAGGCUGAGAGGAACUACCACAUCUUCUACCAGAUCCUGUCCAACCAGAAGCCAGAGCUCCUGGACUUGCUGCUGAUCACCAACAACCCGUACGAUUACGCCUACAUCUCCCAAGGAGAGGUAACCGUCGCCUCCAUCAACGACGCAGAGGAGCUGAUGGCCACCGACAGCGCCUUCGACGUACUCGGCUUUACUGCGGAAGAGAAGAUGGGCGUCUACAAGCUAACAGGCGCCAUCAUGCACUACGGCAACAUGAGGUUCAAACAGAAGCAGCGCGAGGAGCAGGCUGAGUCGGACGGGACGGAGGCGGCGGAUAAAUCUGCGUACCUGAUGGGGCUGAACUCUGCCGACCUCAUCAAAGGGCUGUGCCAUCCCAGAGUCAAGGUAGGAAACGAAUACGUCACCAAAGGCCAAAGUGUGGACCAAGUCUACUACUCCAUCGGGGCGGUGGCUAAGUCCGUGUACGAGAAGAUGUUCAACUGGAUGGUGGUGAGAAUCAACCACUCCCUGGCCACCAAACAGCCUCGUCAGUACUUUAUAGGCGUGCUGGACAUCGCUGGGUUUGAGAUAUUUGAUUUCAACACCUUUGAGCAGCUGUGCAUCAACUACACCAACGAGAAGCUGCAACAGUUUUUCAACCAUCACAUGUUCGUUCUGGAGCAAGAAGAGUACAAGAAAGAAGGGAUUGAUUGGGAGUUCAUAGACUUCGGGAUGGACCUACAAGCCUGUAUAGACCUCAUCGAGAAGCCGUUGGGGAUCCUGUCCAUUCUGGAGGAGGAAUGUAUGUUUCCUAAAGCCAGCGACCAGACCUUCAAGUCCAAGCUCUAUGACAAUCAUCUGGGCAAAAACAAGAUGUUCGAGAAGCCCAGGGCUGCGAAGGGGAAAUCAGAGGCUCACUUUGCCCUGGCUCACUAUGCUGGCAUGGUGGACUACAACAUCGGUAACUGGUUGGUCAAAAACAAAGACCCCCUGAAUGAAACUGUGGUCGGUCUUUACCAGAAAUCUUCUCUGAAGCUUCUCAGUGUGCUGUUUUCAGCCUUUUCAGGGACGGACAGCAGUGAGAAAGCCAGCGGUAAAGGAGCCAAGAAGAAAGGUUCCUCGUUCCAGACGGUUUCAGCCCUUCACAGGGAAAACCUGAACAAGCUGAUGAACAACCUGAAGACCACACAUCCCCACUUUGUCCGCUGUUUGAUUCCUAACGAGAGUAAAACUCCGGGGACCAUGGACAACUGCCUGGUGAUGCACCAGCUGCGCUGUAACGGUGUCCUUGAAGGCAUCAGGAUCUGCAGGAAGGGUUUCCCAAACAGGGUCCUCUACGGAGACUUCAAACAGCGGUACAGGAUUCUGAACGCCUCUGCCAUCCCUGAAGGCCAGUUCAUUGACUGCAAGAAGAGUGCAGAAAAGUUGCUGGGAUCCCUGGACAUCGACCACACUCAGUACAGGUUCGGUCACACCAAGGUCUUCUUUAAAGCUGGUCUGCUGGGCACGCUGGAGGAGAUGCGUGAUGAGCAGCUCUCCCGAAUCAUCACCAGGAUCCAGGCUAACGCCCGGGCCAUCCUCAUGAGAGCCCAGUUUGCUGAGCUGGUGGAACGUAGGGACGCUCUGAUGGUCAUCCAGUGGAAUAUCCGCUCGUUCCUGGGUGUGAAGAACUGGCCCUGGAUGAAGCUCUUCUUCAAGAUCAAACCUCUGCUGAAGAGCGCCGAGUCGGAGAAGGAGAUGGCCAACAUGAAGGACGAUUUUGGCAAGCUGAAAGAAGCUCUGGAGAAAUCAGAAGCAAGACGUAAGGCACUAGAGGAGAACAUAGUUAGCACUCUCCAAGAGAAGAGCGACCUGAAUCAGCAGCUUCAGUCCGAACAGGACACACUGACAGACGCUGAGGAGCGCUGCGAGCAGCUGAUCAAGAGCAAGAUUCAGCAGGAGGCCAAGGUGAAGGAGAUGACCGAGAGACUGGAAGACGAGGAGGAGAUGAACGCAGAUCUCACAGCUAAGAAACGGAAGCUUGAAGAUGAAUGCUCCGAGCUGAAGAAAGACAUCGAUGAUCUGGAGCUGACUUUGGCAAAGGUGGAGAAAGAGAAACAUGCCACGGAGAAUAAGGUGAAGAACCUGACGGAGGAGAUGGCUUCCCAGGACGAAAACAUCAUGAAGCUAACCAAAGAGAAGAAGGCGCUGCAGGAGGCCCACCAGCAGGCACUGGAUGACCUGCAGAGCGAGGAGGACAAAGCCAACAGCUUGACCAAAGCCAAGGUGAAGCUGGAGCAGCAGGUGGAUGAUCUGGAGGGGUCGCUGGAGCAGGAGAAGAAAGUCAGGAUGGAUCUGGAGCGCUCAAAGAGGAAGUUCGAAGGAGACCUGAAACUGACUCAGGAGAGUGUGAUGGACUUAGAAAACGACAAGCAGCAGCUGGAGGAAAAACUAAAAAAAAAAGAUUUUGAGAUGGUCCAGAUCAAUUCCAAACUAGAAGACGAGCAGGUGGCUUCGGUUCAGCUCCAGAAGAAGCUGAAAGAAAACCAGGCGAGGAUCGAAGAGCUGGAGGAGGAGCUGGAGGCGGAGCGAGCGGCUCGGGCCAAAGUGGAGAAGCAGCGCUCGGAUCUUUCCCGCGAGCUGGAGGACAUCAGCGAGCGCCUGGAGGAGGCCGGAGGAGCUACGUCAGCACAGGUGGAGAUGAGUAAGAAGAGAGAUGCAGAGUUUCAGAAGCUGCGUCGGGAGCUGGAGGAGUCCACCCUCCAACACGAGGCCACCGGCGCCGCCCUGAGGAAGAAACACGCCGACAGCGUUGCUGAGGUGGGCGAACAGAUCGACAACCUGCAGCGCGUGAAGCAGAAACUGGAGAAGGAGAAGAGCGAGCUGAAGCUGGAGCUGGACGACUUGUCCUCCAACAUGGAGAGUGUGGUGAAGAGCAAGUCCAACAUCGAGAAGAUGUGCCGCACCAUGGAGGACAACAUGAACGAGUACAAGAGUAAAUACGAGGAAUCUCAUCGGGCGAUCAACGACUUCACCUCCCAGAGGGCCAAGCUGCUCACGGAGAACGGGGAGUUUGGACGUCAGCUGGAGGAGAAGGAGUGUCUGAUAUCACAGCUGACCCGAGGGAAGAACUCGUACAACCAGCAGGUGGAGGAUCUGCGCCGACAGCUGGAGGAGGAAGUCAAGGCGAAGAAUUCCCUUGCCCACGCGGUGCAAUCGGCUCGCCACGACUGCGACCUUCUCCGAGAGCAGUUCGAAGAGGAGCAGGAGGCCAAGGCCGAGCUGCAGAGAGCUCUGUCCAAAUCCAACACCGAGGUCUCAGCGUGGAGGACAAAAUAUGAAACGGAUGGCAUCCAGAGGAUGGAGGAACUGGAAGAAGCAAAGAAGAAGCUGGUUCAGAGACUACAGGAGGCCGAGGAGGCCAUCGAGGCCGUGAAUGCAAAGUGUUCCUCUCUUGAGAAGACCAAACACCGCCUGCAAAAUGAGAUCGAAGACCUGAUGCUGGACCUCGAGCGAUCCAACGCAGCAUCUGCCGCCCUCGACAAAAAGCAAAGGGCCUUCGACAAAGUCAUGGCCGAGUGGAAGCAGAAGUUUGAGGAGUCCCAGUGUGAGCUGGAGGCCUCUCAGAAGGAAGCCCGGUCUCUGAGCACGGAGCUCUUUAAACUGAGGAACGCCUACGAGGAGUCUCUGGAUCAGCUGGAGACGAUGAAGAGAGAGAACAAGAACCUCCAGGAGGAGAUCUCCGACCUCAGUGACCAGCUGGGGGAGGGCGGCCGGAGCGCCCACGAACUGGAGAAGAUCCGGAAGCAGCUGGAGCAGGAAAAGGCCGAGCUGCAGUCGGCCCUGGAGGAGGCAGAAGCUUCUAUGGAGCACGAAGAGGGCAAGAUCCUCAGAACACAGCUGGAGUUCAACCAAGUGAAGGCCGACAUGGAGCGCAAGCUGGCAGAGAAAGACGAGGAAGCGGAGCAGGCGAAAAGGAACUACCAACGGAUGCUGGAGUCGCUUCAGUCCUCUCUGGAGUCAGAGACCAGGAGCCGCAACGAGGCAAUGAGAGUCAAGAAGAAGAUGGAAGGGGACCUGAACGAGAUGGAGAUCCAGCUCAGCCAAGCCAACAGGCAGGCGGCGGACGCCCAGAAACAGCUGAAGACCCUCCAGGCGUUCCUGAAGGACUCUCAGCUGCAGCUGGAUGAUGCGCAGCAUGUGAACGAUGACCUGAGAGAGAACAUCGCUCUCCUGGAGCGUCGCAACAACCUGAUCCAGGCCGAGCUGGAGGAGCUGAGGGCCGCCCUGGAGCAGACGGAGAGGAGCCGGAAACUGGCCGAGCAGGAACUGACCGACGCGACGGAGCGCAUGCAGCUCCUGCACUCCCAGAACACCAUCCUGAUCAACCAGAAGAAGAAGCACGAGGCUGACCUCCUGCACAUGCAGUGUGAGAUGGAGGAGGCCAUACAGGAGAACCGCAACGCCGAGGAGAAGGCAAAGAAGGCCAUCACUGACGCAGCCAUGAUGGCCGAGGAGCUGAAGAAGGAGCAGGACACCAGCGCCCACCUGGAGCGCAUGAAGAAGAACAUGGAGCAGACCAUCAAAGACCUGCAGCACCGCCUGGACGAGGCCGAGCAGAUCGCCAUGAAGGGCGGCAAGAAGCAGAUCCAGAAGCUGGAGGGCCGCAUCAAGGAGCUGGAGAACGAGCUGGAGGCGGAGCAGAGGAGGGGAACGGAGUCCAUCAAGGGGGUCCGUAAGUACGAGCGCCGCGUCAAAGAGCUCAGCUACCAGACCGAGGAGGACCGCAAGAACCUGGCCCGCCUGCAGGACCUGGUGGACAAGCUGCAGCUGAAGGUCAAGUCCUACAAACACGCAGCCGAGGAGGCGGAGGAGGCGGCCAACGGCAACGUGGCCAAGCUGCGCAAACUGCAGCACGAGCUGGAGGAGGCGGAGGAGCGGGCGGACAUCGCCGAGUCGCAGGUGAACAAACUGAGGGCCAAGACCCGGGACGGGGCCUCCAAGAAGGGCCUGGACGAGUGAGGGCCCCGCAGCUCAGGGCUGCCUGCACCUGAAGGCAUCACAGGAAGACUGGUCUGAUUUAAAUCCUUAGAGCAAGGUGUUUGAAUAUGUUCAGUGGUCAUAGGAGCGCUAACAUGUCUCUCUCUCACCUGUCUCUCUCUCUCUCUCUCUCUGUCUCCACCUGUCUCUCUCUCACCUGUCUCUCUCUCACCUGUCUGUCUCUCACCUGUCUGUCUCUCUCUCUCUCUCUGUCUCCACCUGUCUCUCUCUCUCUCUCUCACCUGUCUGUCUCUCACCUGUCUGUCUCUCACCUGUCUCUCUCUCUCUCUCUCUCAC